This is a messenger RNA of Mytilus trossulus (common blue mussel), 6757 nucleotides long. Its product is annotated as PWWP domain-containing protein 2A-like. Lineage: Eukaryota; Metazoa; Mollusca; Bivalvia; Mytilida; Mytilidae. The transcript is spliced from 3 exons. Bases 195 to 1958 code for a protein of 587 amino acids. Gene Ontology annotation, molecular function: chromatin binding. Gene Ontology annotation, cellular component: chromocenter; nucleus. The record is from RefSeq and is a predicted model, not a curated record.
CACGGAUUGGCGAUUUUGUCAAAAAUGUCAUAAGAUACUACAGAGCAGCAAUACUGAUACGACUCUGAUAUCAAUUAACAUAUGAGACCAUACUUGAUUCAACAGAAGAUUGUUAUAUACAAGUUUUUGUAGGAGAAAACAGGGCAAAUAUUUCACUCGCGCAUGCGUUUUACAAAUGGAGCUCCCCUGAAAAUAUGGCGGAGACUAGAAGACAAAAUAAAAUAAUUUCGAAGGGGUCAAAGCUUCCAGUAACCAUCGAAGAUGCUAUUGAGGACGCACUCAUUGUGUGUCUCGAUUAUGGAGCUCGAAAAUAUAGAGGCAUUUUAUUGGAUUCAAAUAAAAGUAAUAUACCUCAUGGUGUCUGCUCAAGAUUUAAAGGAGCUGAAGGGAAUGGUAUAGAAUCAGAGGAUGGAACUGUUGAAGUUCCUGCCACAUAUUUCAGACAUACCUACAUGCAACAUGAAAAUAAAAUGAAGGAACAUGUUCCGGUGAAGAAUAUACACAAAGAUAAAAAUACUAGGCAACACAUUCGUCUACGACCUCGACAGAUGUUGUGUAACAAAUGUAAAGCAAUGUGUCAAGAAACUGAUAAAGGUAUUGUUCCUAUAACUGCUGUUCCAAAACAAGGUACCAAAUCAGAAAACACAACACAUAAUAAAACAACAGCUUCACCGUCCAAAGAAGGCUUCCGCAGACGACCUAGUAAUCAAAACCUCAAAGCAGAAAACCACAGUGUUUCAAAAACUAUUAAGAUAGAAAAGUUACCAGACAAAAUUAGUAUGAUGAACACUAACAUGACUAAAGCUAGUCCAUUUAUAAAAAUUAAUAUAGGAGCGGGUACUGUGUUACAGAUUCCUCCACGUCUCCAUGGAGAUGAAGUGGAUGGGGUAUCAAAUAAAGGUGAUAGCCAAUCUUCUGAACCAAAAACUGAAAAUCAAUUAGAUGAUUCUAGUCAUAGGAAAAUAAAGAAGUUGAAAUUUAAGGAGCUUGAAAAGGAAUGUGAAAAUGACAGUGUUGCUGAACAUCAUGCAUCCGACAUUUAUCAUCAUAAAAAACAUAAAAGAAAACACAAAAGGAAACAUGAAGAAGAAUUGAAAAAUUCUGCCGAUGUUAUGGUUAAAAAAAGUGAUGAAAAUAAUGAUAAUUUACAGUAUUGUGAUUCAAGUCAACAAACAAUUAUGUCUCAAAGACCUCGUUUGCUAUAUACAUGGAGACAAAAUAAAGGGCUCUCUCCAAGGAGAGAUAUAGACAAUACAUAUAAUAUUAAAAUGUCACCUCAACAAAGUGUUCAAAGUAUUGAUAAGAUAGAUUUAAAACCAAGAAAAGAAUAUAGACUACGAAGUAGAGAAAAAUCGAUUGAGGAAGUCAACGAAUCAUGUGUGUCUAGUGAUAGUUCCUGUGCUUCAAUGUCAGAGAGUGAUGACAAUGUUAUGAUAUCAGCUGGAAGUGAGGAUGACCAGGAAGUUCAAUUCAAUGCUAGUAGUGUUAAUGAGGAUAGUCAGAGUAGUGCUGAAGACAAUGAGGAAGAGGAAGAGGCUGAUGGGCCUCCUGUUGAACUUGAUGAAAACAUUGAAGUUCUUCAUCCUUUAAUGAUGAAAAUACAAACUAGAGAUGUGACAAAAUGUAUUAAAUCUGAUGGAAGAACUGUUCAAUUAGGGGAUAUUGUUUGGGGUAAAAUUAAAGGAUUUCCAUGGUGGCCAGGCCGGGUAUUAUCAAUAACUGUUAGUUCAAGAGAGAGUGGUGUUGUUUUACGACAGCUUGCACAUCUAGCUUGGUUUGGAUCUUCCACAAUGUCACAUAUUCAGUGUUCAGACUUGUACCCUUUUCUUGAAGAUUUUAAAGUUCGUUACAAUAAAAAGAAAAGGGGUCCAUAUAAGAUGGCAAUUAAACAGGCGACAAUUGCAGCACAAAGUCUCACAAAUACACAUCAUAUUGAUUUUACAGAAUUUGAUUUAUAAAUGAAAGAUUUACUAUUUACUCAGGAAAGUUAAUUUUAAUUUACAAGUGCUUCGUAUAAUUACAAGAUAGAUGAUAUGAACACCAACAUGCCUAAAUGCAGAUCAAUAACAGCCACCAAGUUCUACCGUAAAAAAGAUUGGCCUCAAGUCCAGUUUUACUCAGACGUUCUUUCUUUCUUAAUUACUUAUUUUAUUUUAAAUUAUGUUACUUUUUAAGUUUUGUUCAUUCCAAUUACUUUUAGCAUAUUAAAGUAUGUUUUUAUAGAUGUUUUAUGAAAAGUAAACUAUUUACAUUUGUGUAAAAACAUGAAAAACUAAACUAACAACUUUUUAGCUUAGCUACAUUUCUUCUUCUUUUGUUAUGAAUCAUUUCCUUUUGAGACUGUUGCUGAUAAAAAGACAAAAUUAUUAAAAUGCAUGUGAUAGUCAUAUACAUAGUAAAUGAACUAAAUAUGUAUUUUCAUAAAUUUAAAGUCAUGAAAUAGGUAUAAUCCAAACAUUGUGUCAUGUGAGUUUUGUAAAACACAUGCACAUAAAUUACUAUUCUGGUUUUGAAACAUGUGAUGCAAAUUGACAAAUCAUACUAGCUUUUCUAAAAUAACAAAUAUAUAUGACUAUAUGCUUUAUUAGUUACAAAUUUAGAUGAUUAGUGGCCUUAUACAGUAUACAUGGCUUGUUAAAGUUAUCUUUGGAUAGUUACCAUAUUUGAACAUGUUGAAAAGAGAACUUUGGAGUUUUGACCUUCCAAAUUGAUUUUUUUUCCAAACUAUCAAUAUGCUGUUUCAUAAUUAUAUUUUGAAAAAGUCAGUGUUUUUGUAUGACUGUUACAUUGGAGGCCAGUUACAUAUGUUUAAACAAUCAUUAUAAUUUAUAGUAUUUAUUUUGAAUUUACUAAUAUAUAUUGAGUUCAAGAAUAUAUAUAACUCUAGUCAUUUUUAUAUGUACAAAUGUAUAAGGAUUUGUAUUCACUGCCUGUACAUUAUUUACAAAGUGUAAAAUUGUAUUAAUAGGAUUAGUAGGCAGUAUCAAUACUUUUGAUUGUUCAAGGUGUGUAAAAUAAAUUUGUACUUGUACUUAUAACAAUGUAUAAUGUCUUCUAUAAUAAGCAGCAGAAGUAUGUAUUAGAACAUAAUGUUUUGUUAAGUUUCAGUCAGUUUUGUUUUGUUGUAAGGUGUAAAACAAUAUUUUAGAAUGAUUUAAGUUUUCCAUUUGUUCUUAAAUUAUGUUGUUCUUUGACAUAACAAAUUACAAAUUUAAAUUUGUUGAAAUACUUUCAUGAUACAAGCAUUUUAUUUUUCAUGAAGAUGGUAUGUAAUUGUACAAUUAUAAUACUACAUGUAUACUAAAGAGAGCAUGAGGAAGGGGAGAUAAUUCUGAUUAAAAAGUGAAUAAACAGGACACUUAUGCCUUACCUUUAAUUUAUUUCAUUCUAAUUUUUUUUUAAGUUCUGUUAGUAGACUAGAAGAGUUAGCUUUACCCUUGUUGUCAGUGGACUCCAUGCCCUCUUGGUCAGCCUUUUGAGAUAGAGUUCAUACAUAAAAUUUCCAGUUUUUACCUCACUUUAGAUAAGUUCUUGAAUUUGAUAACUGUUGUCAUUUCUUCGGGUCUGUCCUUAUCAGGCAUCUGUUACCAUAAAAUCAUACUCUCAUCUUAAGUCAAGUAUCAAGUUUCAUUAACCUGACAUCUAGAUGUUAUUUGGUAUUUAGAAUAUUAUACAAUACAGAUGAAGGCAGUUUAUCCCCCUUACAUAUACAUUUAGAAUGGUAUAUAUUCUGCGAUGCUCUUGUCCGUCCAUCUGAAACUUUCAUUUAAUAUUACUCAGCAUCUGAAGGAAAUAUUUUAUAUUUGAUUUCAACUUUAAUGUUUUAAAAGUUGUCCUGUGAAGUGUGAAGGCAUUUACAGAUUUUCCAAACAGUUACCUCAUGUUGGAUGAUACUUUAAAAUUUAAUUUUACCAAGUGAGCAUAGACUUUUUCAUCAAUAUACAAUAAAAAGAAAGCAAGAGGGGAAAUGUUUUGCAAAACGUCAUAUGUAACUUUUUGUGACAUUUUAAAUUCCAAAUUGUUAGUUCAAUUGACAUUUAUACAUGUCCAAUGAAUAUUAAAGAAAUAAAUGUGGUUACUAAAAGGAAAUAUAUUCCUUUUGUUGGAGAUAACUAGUUCAUGAUGUUGUUUAUGUGCCAAAUUGAGCCCCAAAAAAGAUUAUAAACAUAGGCAGCUAACUGAUUGUUGACUUCUGUUCACCUUUUUGAUAAUUUUUUAUCAUAAAAAAACCUUCUUCACAUACAUUUAAAUAUUUUUUCUUAUUGAAGGCAAGUGGAUUUUACCCUGUAUGUCAAAUAACAAAAAGUUUAAAAUUUGCAUUGAUAAUUUCCUUCCUUAAAUGACAGAAUAAUAAGAGUACGUAACAUAUGAGUUGAUAUACAUUGUCUUUCAGUUUUCGAUUUGUUAAUAUCAAAACCAAACCAUUUUAAUUACAGUUUUAUUAACUGUCAUAUGAUAGAAAUUGGGAGUGCAUUCCAGAGAUAAUUAUUUUAUCAAUAUUUCUUGUGUACAUAUCUUUUAUGUUAAAAGGACAGAGACUUCAUUUAUUUAGUACUUAAUGUAUACAGUAUGAAUGUUCUUUAUGUAAUGAAUCAAGGAUUUUGAAUUUAUAUAUAUAAUGAUUUUACAUUAUGUUGAAUAACCAUUAAAGAAAUGCUUUUCAUGAAUAUUAUGAUUUGAAUAAUUUUUAAUUGCAUGUGUUUCGAAUGUUGAUUUUUAUGAGAUUUUCAUUAACCUGUAUUUUCAAGAGAAAACCUGAUAUUAUUUUACCUACUCCGCAUAUGUUUGUUUGUAUGAUGUUGAACUUCUUGAUAGUUAUUAUGUUAUUUAUGGCAUGUAAACAUUGUGGCAAUUUAUUUUUCAUCUGCAAGGUUAGUUCAGAGAUGGGUAUAUUCAUAUUAUGUUAUCAAUGCUAUUUUAAGUUUUAAAGUAUCUAUGAAUCAUCCUUACCAAUUUAGGGAUGUGGAGGACUUGUAGAUAAGGAUUGCUAACAAAAAACCUACAUACAAAGGAUUUUUUUUUUUCUAAUAGGAAAUUCCAUCAAUAUUAUAUAUAACAAAUAUUUCUAUAUUUAUAAUUGUAAGUGUUCCAGCUAGGGUUAUUUUCACAGGGCAAAAUGUCUGCUCUAUGCACAAUUCAUAGUUGCAUUCAUUUGCACAAUUUGACAACCCUGCAUACCAAGGUAUCCACUUCAGAGACUCAGUGGCGGAUCCAGAGGGGGGGUUCCGGGGUUCGCACCCCCCCUUUAUUUUGGCCGAUCAAUGCAUUUGUAUCGGGACAUAUGUUUUGCACCCCCCCUUUGCCCUGGGAUAGCACCCCCCCUUUGGAAAAUUCCUGCAUCUGCCCCUGAGACUCUAUCAAAAUGAUUCACACAGGCAUUGCUUCACCAAGAAAAGUUUAAAUAUAUAUUUUCAAUUUCAAAAUAGUUAUCUUGCAUAUCAACUAAAAAAAGUCAGCGAUUUUAGAAAGAAUAAAUCAUACUUAAGGGACUUGACCAGUUUGGAAAGUUAAAAUGAUUCUGUUAAAUAUAAUCAGAUUUUCAGUCGCCCACAAAAAUGUCAUAUUUUUUCAUAUCCAAGCUGGAACACUUUUAUACAUUUAAUUUAGUGUUUUAGAAGUAUUAAAAUGUUAAAACAGUUAUUGCGAAGCCUAUCAUAGUUUUCCACAGAUUCACCUGCAAGUUACCUGUCGAUUUAAACUUUUGGCAGUUCUAUUGUCCCAUCUAACAAAUACAACAGGUAUUGUUCUCUGUAUAGUUUAUUCACUGGGACCUUUAAAUUUCUUGCAAGAGAAAUCUAUCACUCACUGAUUAAUUUACCUGAACAAAAAAUUGAACUGUCAAUGAUGGAAAUACAUGUACAAAUAAGUAAUUAUUAAACUGCAUUCGAUGUUAUAUUUAUUCAAUCAAUAACACAUUUUCAAUUUGUUUGAUAUAAACACUGAUUUAAAAAUUAAAAGUUGAUUUCUGAUCAAAUUUCAACAUUUUACCUAUUAAAAUUUGCUAUGUUUUAGUCUGUUCACAAAUAAAAACUUAAAAUAAUAAUGUUUAAAUAAAGGUCUUCAUAAAUGUAUUCUUUAUAACUGAAGAAACAUAAAAAACAUGCAGAUUCUUUGAAACAUAAAUGCAUGCAGUACUUAAAAAAAAUCAGAAAUAAACUUUUUAUAAUUAAAUCAGUGCUUAUAUUGAACAGAUUGAAUAUAUAUUAUUGAUAUUGAAUAAAUACUGUAUCAUAUGCAGUUUAUGUGAGUUUAUACAUGUAUUUCAAUCAAAAAAGAAGAUAUUUUUUUGGUCAGGCAAAUUAAUCAAUGAGUGAUAGAUUUCUCCUAGAAGAAAUUUAAAUGUCCAAGUGAAUAAACUACACAGAGAACAAUAGCUAUUGUAUUGAUUCAAUGGGACAGGUAAACUUGCCAAAGUUUAAAUACCUUGGUAAAGAGCAGACGACUCUGUGGAAAACUUUCAUUUGGUUCGCUAUAACAUAGUUGUCAAGUAGAUGAUCAUAUAAGUUGCUUGUUGCAAUGUAUGAAAACUAAUUCAAAAUUAAAGCUUAAUAUUUCUACUAUAUUUUGUUUCUAAAAUUGUUGAUAUGAAUGUACAAUGAAAAUUAACUAUAAGAAACACACACAUAUGGGAGAGUUUUGUUAUACAAUCUAGGAUAUUGAAAUUGUUUUCUGUUUUCACAUUCAGUUUGUGAAUUGUUGCAUUGGUGCACGUUUCAUUUUUUGGAUGAUAAAUAAAACCUUGAUGAAGAAUGAGCAA